AUGGAACAACCCUGAGAAAGGAGGAACAGCCAGCCUCUUUUUUUGGAGAAGGUCAUGUUCCAUUUCAGCCUGAAACAGAGGACUGACUCACUUGACCAGGAGCAAAGGGGAAAUAUUAGAUCAUGUCGGAAUUCUGGCUGAUUUCCGCCCCAGGAGAUAAAACAAAUCUGCAGGCAUGGGAGAGAAUGAACACAGUGACAUCUAAAUCCAACCUGUCCAGCAACAGUAAAUUCCAUAUUCCAGACUUAAAGGUGGGGACACUGGAUGCUCUUGUUGGUCUGUCAGAUGAGUUGGGAAAACUUGAUAGCUUUGCUGAAAGCAUAAUAAAGAAAAUAGCCCAGUACAUAGGAGAAGUUAUGGAGGACUCAAAAGAUAAAGUCCAGGAAAAUCUUCUGGCCAAUGGAGUUGACCUAAUUAGCUACCUGACACGGUUCGAGUGGGACAUGGCCAAGUAUCCCAUAAAGCAGCCGCUGAAGAAUAUAUCGGAAGCAUUAGCAAAGCAAGUGACUCAAAUAGAAACAGACCUAAAGGCCAGAUCAGCUGCAUACAACAACAUUAAAGGAAACUUGCAAAGCCUGGAGAAAAAAACUGUGGGAAAUCUGCUGACUCGGACCCUAGCAGACAUUGUGCAUAAAGAAGACUUUGUUCUGAAUUCUGAGUAUCUUAUCACGCUGCUCGUCGUGGUGCCCAAGUCAAGCUAUGUACAGUGGCAGAAGACCUAUGAAUCCCUCUCCGAUAUGGUAGUGCCUCGCUCCACCAAAAUGAUUGCUGAGGAUGCAGAAGGAGGACUCUUCACCGUGACCCUAUUUAGAAAAGUGAUGGAUGACUUCAAGGCCAAAGCCAGGGAGAACAGGUUCAUGGUUCGAGAAUUUUAUUUUGAUGAGAAGGAACUGAAAUGUGAAAAGGAAGAGCUGAUGAAAUUAGCUUCUGAUAAGAAACAACAAUAUGGCCCUUUGCUGCGCUGGCUGAAAGUGAACUUCAGUGAAGCAUUUGUGGCUUGGAUUCACGUGAAAGCCUUGAGAGUUUUUGUUGAAUCUGUCCUGAGAUAUGGCCUCCCAGUGAAUUUCCAAGCAAUGCUGCUGCAGCCAAAUCGGAAGUCUGUAAAACGCCUGAGAGAUGUCCUAAACGUGGUCUUCAAACACCUGGAUGAAGUUGCAGCAGCAAGUAUCAUGGAUCCUGGCAUGGACAUCCCUGGUUUACAACUGAGUAAUCAAGAAUACUAUCCCUACGUCUACUUCAAGAUUGACCUCAGUCUUCUUGACUGCAGUUAA
Molecule: messenger RNA, 1271 nt
Organism: Antrostomus carolinensis (chuck-will's-widow)
Lineage: Eukaryota; Metazoa; Chordata; Aves; Caprimulgiformes; Caprimulgidae
Gene: ATP6V1C2
Product: ATPase H+ transporting V1 subunit C2
Exons: 13
Coding region: 123-1271 (382 amino acids)
Biological process (GO): proton transmembrane transport
Cellular component (GO): lysosomal membrane; vacuolar proton-transporting V-type ATPase, V1 domain
Molecular function (GO): proton-transporting ATPase activity, rotational mechanism
Source: RefSeq, a predicted model, not a curated record